UAUGGAAGAUCAAUUAGAACUAACUUCACAAUGGGGUUUCUAUGAAAUGUGCACUAAAAAGAAUAACAAGUUACCAUGUCUUAUACCACAGACUAUUAUCUUCGAUAAACUUAUGCCUAAGGUUUGGCUCUUCAAUCCCAAAUAAUCUUAAGUAGUCAUGAAAAAGAAUUCUGACAAACUCACAAACCUUGAAAUUGCCAAAGCUUUGCUUGGUAUGAAAUUCCCCAAAGACAUUAAGAUCGAUACUCUUAGUCAAUUGUAUGAUCAAGCAAAGCAGAGUCCUCAAUUCAAAGAGGUUCGAAUAUUGUUUUAUAAAAUUUAAGGAAACUCCAAUCGCGUUCUUGUAGAUGAAAAGAAAUGAAGGAAUACCUAUGAAUCGAUAAGAGUUAUUACAAUUUUUUGUUGAAGGCAAAGAUCUAUCCUCUUUGGCAUACAUGCAAUAGUACAUUGAAAAUCAAAGUAGCUUGAUUAAUAGUUUGCAGAUGAAGUCUACUAUGUUGAGUACCAUUAUGAUGUUGAUUUCAUUCCAAUAACUUUCAAAUUUUUCAAGAAGACUCUCACAAUUAAAAGAUUGAACAAAAGUACAACUGCUAAAUCCAGCAAUCCCUUUUAAACUCUUUUAAUGCCAGUCUAAAGUUCUGGUUAAAUCCCAGUUAGACAAUAAGAAGUUUAGAAAGUGUAAACAAUGUUUAAGUACUGCAAUUCAACUCUAAAUUAACGCUUUUAGGAAGUACAUAAAUAUAUUAUGUCUACUUCUAUAGGAAACAAAAAAGAUAGCAUUUUAUGUAGAAAAAGUAUUCAAAGUAAAAAUACGUAAGUUCACUCCAAAGUUCAUUGUUGAUCAAAGAGAUCAAAUAUAUUUUGCAGGUAUCAAACAAAUAACAAUCCAAAUUUAAUAAGGAGGUAACAUUUUACUUUUAUUGAUAUAGCUCCAUACUAAAAAGGUUUGAGAGAAGAAAUUGCUAGUAAUGGGUAAUUUGAUAAUUUCAUGAUGGCAUGCAAAUAAUUUAGGUUAGAUAAAAAUGCAAAUAAUGAAUUCAAAAAAUAUCCAAAUUAAAUUGUUGAAGAAGAUAAGAAACUUAGUAAAACUCUGUAUAAGCAUUUAAUUCUUGAAAGAUGUUAAGGUGAUUUUUGUAAUUACAAAUUGAUUGAAAAAAAUAAGUAUUUUAUAAUCAUUAUUUGAAAGAGGUCCACUCUAAUUGAGGAAAGGAUUAUUGGAGACUUAUAAGAAUGUAUUCAAAGAAUCAAAAUAGACAGUUACAAAUAUGAGUACAAAUUUACCUUAUGAAAUAUCAUUAUAAUUAAUAGUAAGGACAAGAGAUGAUCAUAAAGAAGUCAUAGAAUUAUUUAAAAAAUAUAAAAUUCAUUUAGAAAAUUACAAUCCAGAGGAGCAUCCAGAAAUAAAAGAUGAAUAAUAACAUCCAUUUAGUAAAGAGAAUUCAGAUGUGUAAGCAUUAAUUAAUUUAUACAAAUCAGUUAAAAUUUGUAAGAAUUGUUUUAUAAUUUAUUCAAUGAUAUAGAGGCAUUUUGAAUCAUAAUUAAAAAAGGAUAUAAAAAAUGGAGCUUAAUUUAUAAAUGAAAAAAAGACAUAAUCAUUACAAAUAGAUGAAGAAGCUGAGAGACGUAGAAAAAGAGAAGAAAAUAUUGUUAAAAGACAAGAGAAAUUGUAAAUGAAGCCAUCAACUUCAACAAAAUCAUUUAGAAUUUUUAGAGCGCCAACCCAAAAAAGAAAUUUUUUGAUUACUUCUAUACCUGAGAGUAGAACUUCAAAAACAGCAUCACCUUAAAAAUUUAGAGAUGUUUGCAAACAAAUAGAAAUAAAUAGAUUGACAUUGGGUUAUUUGAACUAUUAAAAAUUAAAGUAAUUUUAAAAACCAACUCAAUUGGAAUAAUCUUAAGAGUUUUAAAAUGAAGCAGAUAAUUUAAUAUAAACUUUAGCAGAAUAGAGAGCUCAAAAUGUCAGAAGAAUUGAUACAAAUUAAUAAGAGAGUAAAGAAUUUUAAGUGAGAGCAGAGGAGAUUAAGAAAAUGUUGGCAAAAACUUCUAAAAAGGAAUAGGAAUGUAGAGCUAUGUAAAAAGAAUAUUACAAUUAAAAGAUAUAGGAAGGAGUAGAAUAAGUAUUAUUAACAACAUCAUCUCAUUAUUAUUAUCAUGUUAAUUUUGAUAUAGUAAGAAAAUUAUAUCAAUUUCAAUUAAGUACUCCAAUGUAAGCAUUGUCAUAUGAUUUAAAAUUUGAUCAAUUAAGAGCAUUAUAGAUUGAAGAAGUUUGUUUGAUGAUGAAUUAUCCAUCUCCUUGUUUUGAAAUAACUUAAUUAGAAUAUUUGGUAGUAGACUCUUAAACAGCUGUUCCCUAUGCUUUAUUUGAGAGUAACAUAACUAAAAAGAAAGAAAAGAGUUCUUAAUCAGGAAUAGAUUUAAUAAUCAUACUUCAUGAUAUUUUCGAAUCAUUUUUUGAGUAUUCAUAUUAUUCAUUCUUAGAUACUAUCCAAUUAUAGUGGAAUUGAUAAAUGAAGCAUAAAAUAAGAAGGUUUUAUUAUUGAAUACUCCUGGAUAAGCUUAUACUCUCUUUAACAAAGAGCAAAUCUAUACUAAUAUAUACAUAGCAGGUAUUCUUGAUUAAAUUCUGUAUGAAUUAUAAAAAAAAAACAAAAUAGAUUUAUAAACUGAUACUUUAAAAAUUUUAGGAGUAGGUUCAGGAGGAUUCCAUGCAUAAUCAUUUAGUAUUUAUUAUAAAGAUUCUUAGUUGUAUAAUGUUAAAACACAAUUCAGUUUAGUUAGAUUGCAUUUGUAAAUUCAUUUACUUCAAUUUAUCCAUAAUUAAAAAGUUUCUUCACUUAAUCAAUCAAGGUCUUUGAAUCUCAACCUAAGAAUAUGCCAGAACUUGCUUUUGAAUAUACAAAUACUAUUAUGAAUACAUAACCUAUUUCUUAAGAUCUACUUUCUUGUGUUUUAUAACAAAAUCCCAUAAAUCAAUUAGGUAGAUAAGUUAUAUUGGAAGGUAUAUUAUAUUUAAAUUAUAGGUUUAUUAUAAAGUCCUUCAUUUAUGGAGAGAUUCCAAAAGUUAAUUUUGAGUGUCUAAGUAUACCAUUCCUUAAAGAACUGUUUAGUUAAUAUAUCUGAGGCUGAUUUAUUAUAAACAUUUUUAUAGGAUGAAACACUUGAUGUGAAUAAUGUUGCAUUAUCAAAAAAGAUUUAAAUGAACAAAAGGACAAUCUAAUAUAUUGAAGGUGGACACUCUGUUUUAUAUGAAAAUAAAGAUCAAUUAGUGUAAAUUUUAAACAGAUUAGCAUGA
Paramecium sonneborni is the source of this 3292-nucleotide messenger RNA. NCBI's taxonomy places the organism in Eukaryota, Ciliophora, Oligohymenophorea, Peniculida, Parameciidae. The record is from the annotation of a GenBank genome assembly.